AUGGCGUCGAGUUCGGGUUCAAGUUCGAGUUCAAAGUCGCGGCGGCCGGCUAGUUCGAGAUCAAAUCCGCCGCCGCAGGCUAGUUCGAGUUCAAGGCCGCAGCCGCCGCCGCCGGCUAGUUCGAGUUCAAGGCCGCAGCCGCCGCCGCCGGCUAGUCCGAGUUCAACGCCGCCGCCGGCUAGUCCGAGUUCAACGCCGCCGCCGCGGGCUAGUUCGAGUUCAAAGCCGCCGCCGAAGCUCCCGAAGGAGGAGAUCAUAGUCGACGGCAUAGCGAAGACUUGCUGGGUGAAGUUCAGUCAGGAGGCGACAUUCGCGCUCUACACUCCCUUCAUCGUCUGUGUGGCGUCGGGGACUCUCGAGGUCGAGACGUUGAGACAGUGCAUCGCACAGGACGUUCAUUUCCUCAAGCCAUUUGAUCAAGCGUUUGAGUUAGCAGAAACAUACGCAGUCGAUGAUGAUGAUAGGCGUGUGGUGAAUAAGUUGAGGAAGAUUACAAAAAAGAAGCUCAACUUGCAUGAUUAUUUUGUCCAGGAAUGGGGCUCUGAUGUGGUCAAAGAUACUACUCCGAAUCCAGCAACUUCUAAGUGCAUAGAUUUCUUGUCGGAUACAGCGUUGGGAAAGAUUGAUGGGAUCAAACCUCUUUCUAGAGGAUUCACUCCUUAUGAGAAAACCAAGUUGGCCGCUUAUAUCCUAGGCGCUAUGACAUCUUGCAUAAGGCUUAAUGCGUACAUUGGUAAGGAGGCGCGGGGAAUUUUUUCCGAACCUCGCUACAAUAAGUGGAUUCAGAAUUACUCCUCAAACAGUUUCCAGGAUUUUCGUUUGCAAACAGAGAAGGUGCUGGACAAGUUAAGUGAGGCUUUGACUGUGGAGGAGCUUGGCAUCGUUGAAAGAGUUUAUUCUCAAGGAAUUAAACAUGAGAUAGACUAUUUCUUAGCUCAGCCACUUAUUCAGAAAGCUAUUGUACCCCUCUCAGGAGAGCAUAACCUAGAAGAUCGCCGACUGAUGAUAUUUUCCGAUUUUGAUUUGACAUGCACUAAAGUUAGUUCAUCUGCUUCAUUUGCAGAACUUUCAGUACUAACAGCUCGAGUUUCUGAACAAAUCUCAACAGAAAAUCAAAUUGCACAUAUGACAUCGUCUGAUCUAAAAAAGAGUUGGGAUGUUAUCUCCGAGAAGUACAGAGAUGGGUAUGAGCGGUGUAUAAAGAAGUUGUUAUCCACUGAAAAAGCGGUGAAGAAGUUUAACUAUGAAGGUCUGCGAAAAGCACUUGAGAAAGUUUCAGAUUUUGAGAAAAAAGAAAAUUUAAAGGUGAUUGAAUCUGGCCUGCUUAAAGGUCUUCAACUGAAACACAUAAAACAUGCUGGGGAAGUUGUGAAACUCCAAGACGGUUGUAUGAACUUUUUCCAAACUAUAAAAAAGAAGAAUGCAGUAGAUGUUUAUGUGCUCUCCUAUUGUUGGUCUGGUUACUUCAUUAGAGCUGUCUUUACAAAAGGGGAAGUAGAUGACGUAAAGGUGCAUGCGAAUGACUUAGAAUUUGUAGAAUCUGUGUCCACUGGUGGAAUUAUGAUGAAGGUGCAGUCCCCCAUUGACAAGGUUGAAGCUUUUGACAAAAUCAUCCUAGAGAGCAGCGAGAAAGGGAAUGAUAAGAAGAAACUGCUGAGUGUUUACAUCGGAGGGGAUGUAGGGGACUUGCUGUGUUUGCUUAAAGCAGAUGUAGGGAUCGUGCUAGCUUCAAGUUCAAGCGAAAGUCUGAGAAGAGUGGGGAAGCGUUUUGGCGUCAGAUUUGUUCCACUCUUUAGUGGUGUGGUUAAGAAGCAGAGGGAACGUGUCGAGGUCGAGGUCGAGGGAUCUUCUUCUACUUGGAAAUGCUUGUCCGGCAUUAUUUACAUAGCCUCAAGCUGGGCAGAGAUACACGCUUUUGUCAUUGGCUCUUAGGACAUUGAGAGAAAUGUUAAUACAAAAUUGAAAUUAGUGAGAUAGAUACAAUGAGUUUGGUGGCCAAUUUUAUUGUGGCUACACACACUGCAACUCUUCCUUUCCUUAUAGGCAGGAGGCUACUGUGCUCAGAAAUGUAAAUGUGAUUCAUUUGGCUGGAGAUCUUAGCCACAAACAAUACUUUUUGAUCGAUCAUUUCUCUUUGAACAAUAUUGAAGCUUGCAUUUAUGAAUGUUUCAUCUUUCAAUUCUC
Molecule: messenger RNA, 2184 nt
Organism: Ipomoea nil (Japanese morning glory)
Lineage: Eukaryota; Viridiplantae; Streptophyta; Magnoliopsida; Solanales; Convolvulaceae
Product: probable aminopyrimidine aminohydrolase, mitochondrial
Exons: 6
Coding region: 1-1932 (643 amino acids)
Cellular component (GO): cytosol
Source: RefSeq, a predicted model, not a curated record